AAAGCAGAGAGCCGUGGACUGCCAGGCCACGGAAUCCCGGAGCAGAUGGACCGUGACGGAUCCUAAAAACACCGACUAAAAUCAGCACCACCGCCUGGAUUGAUAACAAGGAGCAACGUGGGGAAUAAAGGAAGAUUGAAACUGGAUAAUAACCGUUUGUAUCGGAGCUUUUAAUCGGGGUAAAAGGCGCAUAAGUGGCCGGGCCUUUCCCCCCAAAAUGGCUGACACAGAAGUUUCCUUAUCCCCCGCUCUCCAACCGCUCCACAUUAGCCCCGCCCACUCCGUCCAACCAACCCUUCCAACCUCCUCUUCUCCCACCACCUUCUCCUGUCCCUCCUCGCCCUCCAGUGCCUCAUCUUCCUCCUCUUCCUCCUCGUCCUCCUCCUCCUGCUCUGAGAGCUCCUCAGACUGCCCCAACCACCACCACCAUCAUCACCACCACCAUCAUCCACGACCUCAGCUCCAGCUGCCCCCACCCCCCCUCAGCGAGCAGCCGUCCUCUCCCAGCGCCAGCCCUCGCAGCUCCAGCCCCAGCGGCAGCAUCUGCAGCACCGGCAGCCUGGGCAGCAGCAGCGAAGGCAUCGGCAGCAGCGGCAUGUCGAGUGGCGGCGAGCAGCGAGGUCCCAGUCCGCUGCUGGACGUCAUCUCGGAGGACGCCAUGGAGAUGGACCUGGGAGUUGAUCAAGUGAUCGAUCCAGAAGUGGCUCUUAAGGCUUGUCAGGAAGUGCUUCUUAAAGUGAAGCUUCUGGACAAUAAACAGCAGCAAGACGACCAGAAACAGCAGCAGCAGUGUGUGGAGACGGCAGAAUGCUGCAAUCCGCAGUGGAACAUCAACCCAGACACCAGCUCCAUCAAAGAGGAGGAAGAGGAGGAGGAGGAGGAGGAGGAAGCUGCUGUCCUCAAGGAGCUCCCUCCUGCAGCGCCAUCAGGGUCUCCUUCACCGUCCUCUUCCAAACAGUCAUGGCUCCUUCGCCUGUUUGAGUCCAAAUUGUUUGACGUUUCCAUGGCGAUCUCCUACCUGUAUAAGUCCAAGGAGCCUGGAGUGCAAGCGUACAUCGGGAACCGCCUCUUCAGCUUCCCGGACGGUGAGGUGGACUUCUACCUGCCGCAGCUCCUGAACAUGUACGUUCACAUGGACACGGAGGUGGGAGACGCCAUCAGACCGUACCUGAUCCAUCGCUGCAGAUCCAGCAUCACCUUCUCUCUGCUGUCAGCCUGGCUUCUUGGCGCCUACUCCUCAGACAUGCACAUCUCCACCCAGCGCCACUCCAGAGGCACCAAACUCAGAAAGCUCAUCCUGUCAGAUGACCUGAAGCCUCAGUCCGAGGAGCCUCGAUCGCUUUCAGGAUCUGUUUCCGACAGCCCGCUGUCCUCGCCGCCUCAUCAGCACCGCAGGCACAACAGCACCAACAUGGAUGCCUGCACCUCCGCUUCCUUUAUAGCCGGCCCCAACCCGGACAGCGCCGACCAGGGGGAGGUGUUUGUCUCGCCAUCCAGGAGAACCCACCAGAGAUCCAAGUCAGAUGCCACCUUGGCCAGCGGCUUCCCCGGCGCCAGUCUCAGACGAACAGGGAGCAACCCGAAGGUUGAGUCGGUCCAUGAGGAGCCAGAGCGUCUCCGUCCUCAGAGGGAGUUUGUAAAGUCUCUGUUCUGCAUCGGAAAACGUUUGGCCACGCUGCCCACUAAAGAGCAGAAGACACAGCGCCUGAUCUCAGAGCUGUCUCUGCUCAACCACAAGCUGCCGGCUCGAGUUUGGUUACCCACAGCUGAGCACCAGCACCAUGUCUGCAGGGUCCCCCACACCCAAGCUGUUGUCCUCAACUCCAAGGACAAGGCUCCCUACAUCAUUUACGUCGAGGUGCUGGAGUGCGUCAGCUUUGAGACGUCUCACGUUCCGGUGCGGAUCCCAGAGACCAGGAUCCGCUCAGCACGCUCUGCAGAGAACCUGGACUGUGGCACACCGGCUAACGGCAGCAGUAUGACCUCUGAGCACAGAGCUGGAAGUUUCUCCACCGUCCCCAACUACGACAAUGACGACGAGGCCUGGGCCACAGACGACAUUGGACAGCUACAGGUGGAGGGGGAGGCUCAGACCAGCAGCAGUGACAACAUCAGCCAGUUUUCAGUCGACAGCAUCACAAGUCUGGAGAGCAAAGAGCCAGUUUUCAUCGCUGCCGGAGACAUCAGGCGGCGUCUGUCAGAGAACCUCGCUCAGACACCUACCACGUUCAGGAGAGACCCAGAAGACCCUUCCGCCGUCGCCCUCAAAGAACCCUGGGAGGAGAAAGUCAGGCGGAUCAGAGAAGGCUCCCCCUACGGUCACCUGCCCAACUGGAGGCUCCUGUCGGUCAUCGUAAAAUGUGGAGACGAUCUGAGACAGGAGCUGCUGGCCUAUCAGUUCCUCAAACAGCUCCAGUCCAUCUGGCAGCAGGAGAGGGUUCCUCUGUGGAUCAAACCUUACAAGAUCCUAGUGAUGUCCUCAGACAGCGGGAUGAUUGAGCCGGUCCUCAACGCAGUCUCUCUGCACCAGGUGAGAAAACAGAGUCAGCUGUCACUGCUGGACUACUUCCUGCAGGAACACGGCAGCUUCACCACUGAGGCGUUCCUCACAGCCCAGAGGAACUUUGUUCAGAGCUGCGCUGGAUACAGCCUCAUCUGCUACCUGCUGCAGGUCAAGGACAGACACAACGGGAACAUCCUGUUGGACUCUGAAGGCCACAUCAUCCACAUCGACUUCGGCUUCAUUCUCUCCAGCUCUCCACGUAACCUCGGCUUCGAGACGUCAGCCUUUAAGCUCACGUCUGAGUUUGUAGAUGUGAUGGGCGGCCUUGAUGGAGACAUGUUCAUCUACUACAAGAUGCUGAUGCUGCAGGGUUUGAUUGCAGCCAGAAAGCACAUGGAGAAGGUGCUGCAGAUAGUUGAGAUCAUGCAGCAAGGUUCCCACCUGCCCUGUUUCCAUGGCUCCAGCACCAUCCGGAGCCUGAAGGAGCGUUUCCACAUGUCCCUGACGGAGGAGCAGCUCCAGCUGCUGGUGGAGCAGCUGGUGGAUGGCUCCAUGCGCUCCAUCACCACAAAACUCUACGACUCUUUCCAGUACGUGACCAACGGCAUCAUGUGACCUGUGACGCAGAAAAACCUCAAACACUGCCGGGUUCUCCAGGUGGUUAGGAGUCUGGUACCUACUGGAUUUAUUGUCUUUGGAUUUUUUGAUUCUUUUGGAAUCGGAUGGAUCUGAUCUGGAUUUGUUCGGAUCUUGGGAAAGGCAGAAUCUGGAACUUAUUCAGAUCCCAAACACUAAGCCUAACGCGGGGAGGGGGGGCAUCAGAUAUGCAUUUACCACGCUGCUGCCAGAUGACUGGAAUAAUCUUGGACGUAAACCACUUCUACUAGACUGGACUCUAAACCAGCACCCAGCUGCUGGUUUUGGUGUCUGGAUCAGUUUAAGGUUUUAAAGCAGAUGCUGUGAAACUAUUUGGUGAGACUGAAAUCAAUAUUUCAUCAUGAAGGAUUUAGUCAUUUAUUUUCAGGAACUUUAUUGAUCUUCAAAAUGUAGUAUGACAAAAGUGUCAUUUUCUCCAGUUUUUACUCUUAAAUCAUCACAUAAUGAAUCUGUUAUUCACUAAACUCAUCCGCAGCUGAGCUUAUGAGAUUUACGACUGAAAGGUUGAUCUGCUUGUUCUUAUUCUGAACGGCUAAUCUGCUGAUCUGGAAAUGUUUCAAGUGCUUUACAACAUAACACAUCUAUAAAUUAUAUCAACAGAUUUAAUGGCUGCAAAACAAAACAAAGGGGUUGAAAUACAUUUUUCUAGCCUUAAAUAUUCAGAAGUCAUCAAAAUGACCCAAAAAGAGCAAGAUUUUGACUGCAGUUUGUUAUAUUUUGCAAGCUAUUGGACCAAGCAGCCGUUAUCAGAUCAACCCUCUGAGAAGUGGUGAAACUUUUGGAUUUAUUCUCGUCGUACCUCUUCAGUCCCCAAAAAACUCACAAGACUGCAGCCGGUUCACGCUGGCCCUUGUUUAUCAAAGUCCAACCAUGACUGGGCGCUAAACACCAGCAAGGACGUUUGUGGCAUCUUCUAGUGACCGAGGGAAUGAAUCGGUAUUUUAGGUUGUUCUUAAAGAACAGGAACACUAAAGCACAUCCUGGGCUGACGGUUGUUGUCGUUUUUCUGGAUUCGUUCUCUGGAUAAGCAGAGGUGAAGGUUGAGAGAUGGAAAAGAAACGUUAAUAUGUUUUGUCUCGGUGUGUGGGAGUUGUUUGGUAUCCGCAGGAUUCCUCACAUAUGGUAUUUGCUUCACCAGACGGUUUUCACAACUAUAAAAUCAGCUGCUGAUUGAAAGUUGAAGUUUAAUUUGUGCAAAAGUGAAUCGCCUGCUUGAGAUUAAAGACUUAAAAUCGGUAACUGAUCCUUGUUUGGUGUUAUUAUUCCUCAUUGCCAAAUAUAGAAUAGCAUCGCACUGCAGAUACAUUUUUUUUUAUUUAAAAUAUUAAAAUCAGAUUGUGUAUAAAGAUGGACGUGGCCAACAGAGGAUGACCAGUUUAAGAGGGAAGCUACAGCUUAUGAAACAGCCAGCAGAGGGCGACCUAUUAACAGGCAAAAUGUUUUGGUGGACUAAAUCAAUGUACUCCAAAUGUCUGAUUCAUUUUGAUGGAAAUCUUUAUCAAAAAUCGGUAUUAGCUUUAGAUUAAAGCUGAUAAACAACCUGAACGGUUUUACUGAUCAAAGUUGAGGUUUGAUUUUUCAAUAAACACCAUGCAUCGCUUACUUUGUAGAUGUGAUUACUGUCUGGUGAAAAAGCUUUUAAUGUUUGUUCGACGUUGGUCCAAACCAAAUUUCAGAAGGAUAUUGUACUUUUUUUUCUUCUUAUAUAUAUAUAUUUUUUUGUUUUGCACAUAAGAUGCUAAUAUUAGCAAAAAAUCUUAAGCAUUGACUGAAAAGAAAAGAUACACGGUUAAACUGUCUUGAUUGUGUUUGCUUUAGCCUAAAGGUCGCUAACCAGUUGUGCUUCAUUGUAAACAUCACUGUCGAUGGAUAUGUUGUGUUACUGUUACAUAAGUGUGUUAUAUUUGUAAAUUAACACUUAACAUUCUCCCUCUUGAUUGGUUCCAACACAUUCCUUUUAACUGAUGCUGACCAAUCAGGAGCCUCCGCUCAGCAGUUUAGGCUAACGAGGAACCAAAGGUCUUUCACAGUUAUUUUGUUAGAGACAAGUAAUGAUGUUUUUGUUUUGCUUUUUCUAAACAUGUUAAAGUGUUUUAUUUCUUCCAAAUAACUGUUCUUGAAAAUAUGGCGAUAUUUUUUUCAGUGUUGACAAGAAGAAACAGGUUUGGAUUUUAAAACCUAUCCAGGUUGUUUCUAAUGUUACACUUUGCACUGGCUUUAUUCCAGAAUCCCAAACAUAAGUAUUAACACAAUAUUUAUACAUGAAAUUUCAUCAUGUUAAAGUAUUUGUUUGUCUUAUCACACUAUAUAUGAGUACUUACUAACGUCAUUAACAAUUUAAGAAAUCAAUUGUCAUGCUAACAAAUUUUGGGCUUUGUUUGAAAAUUUGUCUCGUUCGCUAUAAACAGAGCAGCUUCAACAAGCUACUCAAAAAGUCAAGAAUAUUUCAAUUAACUUGUCACAUCAAAAAUAAAAAAAUUAUAGUACAUUCCUGCCCCCCAUUUUUUUCCCCCCAUUAACAACCCAAUCCCCAUAUGUAACUAUUGUCAUUUUAUAUAUAUAAAAAAAAAAAAAACAAUAAAGAUAAAUUAUCAUAAAAAUACAAAAAUUUUGAAAAUACAUUUCAUUAAUUGGUUUCAAAAUGAGUAGAAUCCAUAUAAAACAAAGUCCUAUAUACAUGUUUAGGUGUAUUUAGAAAAACAUCAAAUCUGCCAAAUUUUAAAUCUACAUUCCUUUUUUUUUUUUAAACAAAGCCUAAAACAUGUUAGCAUGUUAGCUAGCCGUCUGCCCCGGUCUGAAUCGUAGUCAUAAAACGGCUCAGCGUUUCUCAAAACAAUUUGAAUAAUUUGGUUUAAUAUUGUAGAAAUCAAAGUCUCUUUUUACAGACGAGCUAAUAAGCAUAAACUAGCGCAGUCGUUAGCAGUACCGUUUCCUUCAGUUAUUUAUGGAUAAUUUAAAUAACUGAACAUGUUUUCUUAUGUUUUCACUACGCCUUUUUUUUAUUCCAAACAAGAUAAUCGAACUGUUCCCGUUCUAUUUUAUCUUUGUCAGGUUAGCAUAUGGCUAAUGCUAAAUUGCUAGCAAGUUAAAGUCAAUUGGACACCAAACAUAUUUGCUAAUUUUUACAUUGUAACGACUUAAUCUUUAAACAGAAACAUUAAUAAACUGGUGAAAUUCUUGUUAGUUUGGUAACUCUGAUAGUAAAAGGAAGAAAAGUUAGAAAUGUUACUUUUGGCGGGAAAAUGUAUGUACAGAUCCCAUUUAUACAUUUUAUUUGUGCAAAUAUUUUACAGAAAUAAUCUGGCCUGCUGUUUGAAGCAAAGAAAACAUCCUUUUGCGGGAAUAAAGCCAAUCUCUGAAGGUGCUGAGGAGCCACUAAUAUUUCAGUUUCUGAAUUUUUUUGGUUACUUUGUUGGUUUAACCACUAUCGAGGAAAAAAAAGCACAGACCUGCUGUGAAAGAAGCAUCUUGUUACCUUCUGCUAACAUUAAGCCUCUUACUUUAUACACAGCUGUGACUAAAGUUUACCAGAUAAGCAACUGAAAUAGCAAACAGUCUUUUGUGUGUCUUUUUUUGUGUGAAUAUGUAUGUUUUCAUGUAAAAAUAAGAUUUAAAAAAAGAUGCCUUGAUAUGUACAGAUUAUACAAACUUAUCAAUGCAACCAGAGGGACGAACGUUGUUUUUGUUGCCCCUCAGAAGUGCUUUUAUAUUAGAUAUCUGAACAUAUCGGGGCAAGUUUUAUGCACCAAUGUAGUGAAACUUUUCCCGAUACUAAAAACCUUUCAUUGCCUUCUUUGAUCUUUUCAUCAGCUCUCAAAUGUCUGCAUUUUAAAUGUGAAAAAACUCUUUAAGUGCAUUUAUUCUAAAUGUUUUGUUGUUUGAGAGGAUUUCUUGUUUCUUUCAUCCAUGUCACUAAAUAUAUUAAAGACAUCAAAGUUGAA
Molecule: messenger RNA, 7101 nt
Organism: Cyprinodon variegatus (sheepshead minnow)
Lineage: Eukaryota; Metazoa; Chordata; Actinopteri; Cyprinodontiformes; Cyprinodontidae
Product: phosphatidylinositol 4-kinase beta-like
Exons: 14
Coding region: 218-3118 (966 amino acids)
Biological process (GO): phosphatidylinositol-mediated signaling; phosphatidylinositol phosphate biosynthetic process
Cellular component (GO): cytoplasm; membrane
Molecular function (GO): 1-phosphatidylinositol 4-kinase activity
Source: RefSeq, a predicted model, not a curated record